UAUAAAUGCUGUGUUUCCUCUUCUCCUAACCCAUUAAACUCUCUCUUAAUCUCUUCUUUUUCUUCCACUUUCCACCAUUUUCAUUUCUUAAACUUAUUUUUAUCAUCAGAUCUCUCUAUCUAUCUCACAGAGGAGAAGCAUAUCAUCAUCAUGUGGAAGCUGAAGAUUGCAGAAGGUGGCAAUGAUCCAUACAUUUACAGCACAAACAACUUUGUGGGAAGGCAAACAUGGGAGUUUGAUCCUGAAGCAGGGACUCCCGAGCAGCGAGCUGAGGUUGAAGCUGCUCGUCAAAAUUUCUACAACAAUCGGUUUCAGGUCAAGCCCAGUGGUGAUCUUCUCUGGCGAAAGCAGUUUCUUGGAGAGAAAAAUUUCAAGCAAACAAUCCCAGCGGUAAAGGUGGAGGAUGGAGAAGAAAUAACGUAUGAAACAGCUACAGCCUCGUUGAGGAGGGCGGUCCAUUUCUUCUCAGCCUUGCAAGCCUCCGACGGCCAUUGGCCAGCUGAAAAUGCUGGUCCUUUGUUUUUCCUUCCUCCAUUGGUGAUGUGCACCUACAUUACAGGGCAUUUGGAUACUGUAUUUCCAGCAGAGUAUAAGAAGGAAAUCCUUCGAUACAUAUACUAUCAUCAGAAUGAAGAUGGUGGGUGGGGAUUACAUAUUGAAGGUCACAGCACUAUGUUUUGUACAGCUCUCAGCUACAUUUGCAUGCGUAUCCUUGGAGAAGGUCCUGAUGGUGGUCUAGAUAAUGCUUGUGCUAGAGCUCGAAAAUGGAUUCUUGACCGUGGUGGUGUCAUUCACAUUCCUUCUUGGGGAAAAACUUGGCUUUCGAUACUUGGUGUUUUCGAGUGGUCUGGAAGCAACCCAAUGCCUCCAGAAUUUUGGAUUCUUCCUUCAUUCCUUCCAAUGCAUCCAGCCAAAAUGUGGUGUUACUGCCGCCUGGUGUACAUGCCAAUGUCAUAUUUAUAUGGCAAGAAAUUUGUUGGCCCGAUUACACUUCUCAUUCUAAAAUUAAGGGAAGAGCUCUACAUUCAACCUUACAAUCAAGUUAAUUGGAGGAAAGUACGCCAUUUGUGUGCCAAGGAGGAUCUUUACUAUCCCCAUCCUUUGAUGCAGAUUUGAUUUGGGACAGUCUAUAUAUAUUCAAGAGCCUUUCUUACACGUUGGCCUUUCAACAAGUUGGAAGAGAGAAAGCAUUCAAGUAACAAUGAAGCACAUCAUUAUGAAGAUGAUAGUCGAUACAUCACCAUUGGAUGUGUAGAAAAGGUGUUAUGCAUGUUAGCUUGUUGGGUGGAAGAUCCAAAUGGGGAUUAUUUCAAGAAGCAUCUUGCUAGGAUACCAGAUUUGUGGGUUGCUGAAGAUGGAAUGAAGAUGCAGAGUUUUGGAAGCCAGGAGUGGGAUGCUGGUUUUGCUAUUCAAGCUUUGCUUGCUAGCAAUCUCACUGACGAAAUAGGACCUGUACUCAAGAGAGGACACGAAUUUAUCAAGGCAUCUCAUGUGAAGGACAAUCCUUCUGGGGACUUCAAGGGAAUGCAUCGACAUGUUUCGAAGGGAUCCUGGAUUCUCUGACAGGAUCAUGGAUGGCAAGUUUCUGAUUGUACUGCUGAAGGUUUAAAGUGUUGCCUGCUUUUCUCCAUGAUGCCACCAGAAAUCGUUGGUGAGAAAAUAGAACCUGAGAGGUUAUAUGAUUGUAAUAUCCUGAUAUCAUUGCAGCUACUGAAUCCCACAGAAUUUUUUGCGGAAAUAGUGAUUGAGCAUGAAUAUGUUGAGUGCACGUCAUCGGCUAUCCAUGCUUUAGUUUUGUUUAAGAAGUCAUAUCCAGGACAUAGAAAAAAAGAGAUUGAAAAUUUCAUCACAAAUGCAGUUGGCUACUUGGAAAACGUCCAACUGCCUGAUGGUUCAUGGUAUGGAAAUUGGGGAGUUUGCUUCACAUAUGGUACAUGGUUUGCGCUUGGAGGACUAGCAGCAUCUGGCAAGACUUACAACAAUUCUGCAGCUAUGCGUAGAGGGGUUGAUUUUCUUCUUAAAUCACAGAGAGACGAUGGUGGUUGGGGAGAGAGUUAUCGUUCUUGCCCAGAAAAGAAAUAUAUACCUCUUGAAGGAAACAGAUCAAAUUUAGUUCAUACUGCAUGGGCUAUGAUGGGUUUAAUUCACAGUGGACAGGCGGAAAGAGAUCCAACUCCUAUUCACCGUGCAGCUAAGUUGAUAAUCAAUUCUCAACUAGAAGAUGGUGAUUUUCCCCAACAGGAAAUUACAGGAGUAUUCAUGAAGAACUGCAUGUUACAUUACGCAGCCUAUAGGAACAUUUACCCACUGUGGGCUCUUGCCGAAUACAGAAGGAGGGUUCUGUUGCCUUCCAAGACUACUGUUUGAGAAAUCCAAUACAGAAGCAAGUUCAUUAUCAAUAAUUGAUUUACAAAGUCAUAAAAUCUUUAUACCUUUCUUUUUUUU
Pistacia vera is the source of this 2445-nucleotide messenger RNA. Its product is annotated as beta-amyrin synthase-like. Gene Ontology annotation, biological process: triterpenoid biosynthetic process. Gene Ontology annotation, cellular component: lipid droplet. NCBI's taxonomy places the organism in Eukaryota, Viridiplantae, Streptophyta, Magnoliopsida, Sapindales, Anacardiaceae. The record is from RefSeq and is a predicted model, not a curated record. Gene Ontology annotation, molecular function: beta-amyrin synthase activity.